GGAGGAGGAGGAGGAGGAGGAGAUCCCUGAGAAGAGGAGCAGCUCCACAUUGAAACGGAAAGCAGCAGAGCAGCGAGCAGCAGACAAGAAGCUCCGCCCUGAAAGGAGGCAGGAGGAGGCUGCCUCCCCCCAAACGCCCCCCGCCCCUUCCAAGAUGGCCUCCGGAGCCUCACCCAAAGGACUCCCCCCACCUCUCUGCAGGGCGGAGUCAGAGAGGAGGAGCGAGGGAGCGAUGAAGGCAGAGGACUGGCCCUGCCCAGAGAACAAGCCGAGGGAGGUGCCAGAAGAGCUCCUGAUGGGCGGAGCCACAAAACAGUCAGAGGUGCAUGCUGGGACGCCUCCCCCUGCCCCGGGCCCCUCCCCCACUGAGGAGCUGGAGCCGCAGAUUGGCCCUGAGGCGCUGGUCUGCCACGAGGUGGACCUGGACGACCCGGACGAGAAGGAGAAGCCCACCCCCCCGGAGCACCUCCUCCUAAUGAUGAGGGAGCAGCAACCUGCCCCGCUUCCUAACCUCCUCCACUCCUCUCUGCCCUCCCCUCACACCCUUCACCUCCCCCAGCCUCAGCUGAGGCCCUUCCUGCCGACCGCUGCUCCCGGCUCUGCCUCCUGCUCCGAGGAGCACCACCCAGCCAGGAGCGCCGGCGAGGAGGAGGAGAGAGGAGCAGUCAGGGGAGAACAGCAGGGAGACUCCAGCCCCGGGUUUGAUGGCAGCGCCUCCUCCUCGACCUCCCUGCUGUCUCUACAGGAGACCAAGGACAGAGGUCAGAAGAGGGUGAUGGACUGUAACUCCAGCCCAACGGCCAAGAAGCAGAGACGCAACCAGAAACGACUCGGCACACCUGGGAAGGUGGAGAAGAACGGAGCAGGUAACAGCAGUGACAGUGAGGACCAGUCCCGUCUGUCUCUGAAGUCUCAGAAGUCUGUUUGUCUCUCGUCUCCUUUGUCUCUCAGUAAAGACAAACACAGCUUCUCUCCUCAGAGGACGUACAAGUGGACCUUCCAGCUCGGUAAUUCUUCUUCUUCGACAUACUUUACUCACCUACAUAUACACAUGUACACAUAAUAAAUA
Messenger RNA from Anarrhichthys ocellatus (wolf-eel), 1069 nucleotides. RefSeq names its product AT-rich interactive domain-containing protein 4A-like. The transcript is spliced from 3 exons. The record is from RefSeq and is a predicted model, not a curated record. Lineage: Eukaryota; Metazoa; Chordata; Actinopteri; Perciformes; Anarhichadidae. Bases 155 to 1063 code for a protein of 302 amino acids.